This is a messenger RNA of Pseudophryne corroboree (corroboree frog), 1181 nucleotides long. RefSeq names its product GINS complex subunit 2 (gene GINS2). The coding region runs from base 80 to 637 and encodes 185 amino acids. The transcript has 5 exons. Gene Ontology annotation, cellular component: GINS complex; nucleus. The record is from RefSeq and is a predicted model, not a curated record. Lineage: Eukaryota; Metazoa; Chordata; Amphibia; Anura; Myobatrachidae. Gene Ontology annotation, biological process: double-strand break repair via break-induced replication; DNA replication.
GACGGCCGCAGCGCGGGAAAACUGUGGGACGGGCACCGGGGACAGUCGGGCAGAUAGCUGACUGCUGACGGCGGCGGAGAUGGACGCCUCUGAGGUGGAGUUCCUGGCGGAGAAGGAGCUGGUGACCGUCAUUCCCAACUUCAGCCUUGACAAAGUCUAUCUCAUAGGGGGUGAUUUAGGUCCGUUCAACCCUGGUUUACCUGUCCAGGUUCCUCUCUGGUUGGCCAUCAAUCUUAAACAGAGGCAGAAAUGUCGUAUUGUUCCUCCAGAGUGGAUGGAUGUUGAAAAACUGGAGGAAAUCAGAGACAAUGAACGGCGAGAGGACACGUUUACCCCAAUGCCAAAUCCCCAUUACAUGGAACUUACCAAGCUAUUGUUGAACCACGCCUCAGACAACAUCCCAAAGGCUGAUGAGAUCAGGACGCUUGUUAAAGACACCUGGGACACUCGGAUAGCUAAACUCCGGCUGUCUGCGGACAGCUUUGUUCGGGAGCAGGAAGCUCACGCUAAGCUGGAUAACUUAACGCUGAUGGAAAUUAACACCAUUGGAACUUUUUUCACCGAGUCCUUAAACCACAUGUACAAACUACGCACCAGCCUGCAGUACCCGGAGGACGGGCAGUCCCAAGAAUACUAGCUUGCCCACUGUGUCAGUGUAAUUAAAAAGGGGAAUGUGAUUUAGCUGCUCACUGAGGUCACUGCGGGAUACUCUGCUAUUCUCUUGCCAAACUUCAGUUCCCUGGCAUGUAGAAAUAUCAUCUGUGUUGGAUGGCCUGUAAGCCGACGAGAGGGAGACGUCGUUUUAAUCUGCCAUGCUGUUGCUGGAAAUUGGAGAAGGCGCAAGAUCUCCGGUGCUCCGCUGUUAUAGCCUCAGGUGAGAACAUACAAAAGUGCUCGUCCAGCAGUGUGCCUUGGUGCCCAGGGUUUUUGCUUGUAAAUAGAUCUUGUUGCCAAUCAGAUAAUACGGCUGCAUUAUUAGAGGACUGUACGGUAUAAAAGCACGGCAGCUUUGUGUCCGAGCUCAGGACAAGCCGGCUUCUUGAACAAUGAAAAUUGUUUUUACUGCAACUGGUGAAGCUAAGCCCACACAACCUCUGCAAACGCCUUAAUGUUAAGGUGUACCAUUACUGAAACUUCCAGGAAGACGACAGUCACUGUAUGAAAUAAACAUGUUUAUUAUA